This is a messenger RNA of Rosa rugosa (rugosa rose), 603 nucleotides long. RefSeq names its product probable 2-oxoacid dependent dioxygenase. The annotation marks the transcript as partial. NCBI's taxonomy places the organism in Eukaryota, Viridiplantae, Streptophyta, Magnoliopsida, Rosales, Rosaceae. The transcript has a single exon. The record is from RefSeq and is a predicted model, not a curated record.
AAAGAAUUGUAUGCUUUUGAUGAUCUGAAAAUUGGUGUCAAAGGGCUUUCAGACUCUGAGGUAUCCAAGAUUCCCAGAAUUUUCAUCCACCCACCAGAGACUGUAAAGAACAAAGCACCAGAAAAUGGUGUCAAACUUCAAAUCCCAGUUAUUGAUCUCAAAGACAUCGGGAAUGAACACAGUCGAGAGGAAACGGUCAAUGCAAUUAAAGAUGCAUGUGAAACAUGGAGGUUCUUUCAGAUAGUUUACCAUGGAGUUCCACUUGCUGUUAUGGAGGAGAUGCUUCAAGGUAUUCGUAGAUUUCAUGAGCAGCCGGCAGAAGACAAGAUGGAGUCGUACUCUCGUGACUUCAAGAAUCCGGUCAACUUUUAUUGCAGUGGAGAUCUGAAAGUGCGUGCAAAAUCAGCAGCAGACUGGAGAGACACCUUAUUCUGCAGAGAAGUAGAUGAUGAAUGGGAUUUUGAAGCACUGCCUCAAGUCUGCAGGUAGUUCUUUAGCUCAGGAGCCUAUACAUACACUUGACCUUUAUUUAUAAUGUAUAUAUUCUUUUUCUAUGAAUUGAGUUUUGAACGAUUCAUCACUCUGUUGUAGACGUGAAAUAAG